This is a messenger RNA of Brachypodium distachyon (stiff brome), 3954 nucleotides long. Its product is annotated as putative disease resistance RPP13-like protein 3. Lineage: Eukaryota; Viridiplantae; Streptophyta; Magnoliopsida; Poales; Poaceae. The coding region runs from base 641 to 3412 and encodes 923 amino acids. Gene Ontology annotation, molecular function: ADP binding. The record is from RefSeq and is a predicted model, not a curated record. Gene Ontology annotation, biological process: defense response to other organism. The transcript has 5 exons.
AGAAAGCCGGGAUUGGCCCACCUCGAAUCGGUGGAAUCACCCCCAACAACCCCAGGAAUUCCCGUCCCCCCACCGGCGCCGGCGGCGACAGGCUCCGGUGGCGCUCUCCCGGGCUGCCGCGCACCUGCUUCUCCUCGCCUUCCGCUGCAUAGUCCCCACUUGACACCUCCCGCUGCUUCCGCGCCCCUCGCGUCCUGUGCCUCACCGCCUCCACCGCUUGCCCUCCGCCUCCAGCCAACGGGUCACCAACAGGAGCUUUCCAGGCUGCUCGUGGUCGCCAACUGCCGAGCUGCGUCGUAUGGAUGCCCGCCGCCACCCUCCGAGCUCCGUCGGGGGCAGGCGACGGCCUCAUCGUGACGGGUUUGAUGGCGGGACGGCGGAGGUGAUCCAAGGCUAGCUGCCCCGUGCUGUCGCGCGUCCACGGAGAACCGCGAGCUGCUGCAGGCAAGAGGUCUGUGAGAGAUCUGUGGACGGAAGGGCCGCUGAACUUUGGUCUUCCGGCAUCUCUCGAUUUUAAUAAAGAAGUUCUUAUUGCAUCCCAUAUGCGCCGUGCAUCACGGAGUAGUCUGCUCAUCAGCACUGGACGGCCCUGACAUAUUCACAUGUGCAUCUUGGCGCGGAUCUGAGAGUCUGGAGCGAGAUGGCAGCAGAAAUCGUGAGCGCGACCAGCGGGGUGAUGAACCCGCUCCUGGGCAAGCUCACCAAGCUGCUCGGGGAGGAAUACAAGAAGCUCACAGGGGUGAGGAAGCAGGCCUCGUUCCUCAGGGAUGAGCUCAGCGCCAUGAAAGCUCUCCUCGACAAGCUCGAGCUCAUGGACGAACCUGAUCCCUUGGCCAAGGACUGGAGGGACCAUGUCAGGGAGAUGUCCUAUGACAUGGAGAACUGCAUCGAUGACUUCAUUCAUGACCUUGGCGUUGGCGGUGCCGAUGCCAAGGUGGGCUUCGUCAGGAAGACGGCGCAACGUCUCCGGAGGCUGGGGAGGCGUCAUAAGAUCGCCGACCGGAUCGAGGAGCUCAAGGUUCUUGCGGCGGAGGCAAAAGCUCGGCGUGAGAUGUACAGGAUUGAUGACUGCAUCAAUCCCAGUUCUCACGGCGUGGUUGCCGUCGAUCCCCGGAUGUCGGCGAUCUACAAGGAGGCGAAAGGGCUCGUGGGUAUUGAUGGCCCAAGGGAAAGUGUUGUCAACUGGUUGACUGCUAGUGUGAGAAAACUUAAUGUGGUUUCCAUUGUGGGAUUCGGAGGCCUAGGAAAAACUACACUUGCCAAACAAGUGUAUGAUAAGAUCAGAGGCCAGUUUGGAUGCACAGCAUUUGUUUCAGUUUCUCAAAGGCCUGACAUGACAAGCCUUCUCAGUGGCCUAGAGUUGAAGCUUGGGGUGGAGGAGUCUCGUCGUGCUCACGAGGUGCCGGACAUCAUCGACCGUCUUAGAGAACAUCUAAAAAAUAAGAGGUACCUUAUUGUAGUUGAUGACUUGUGGGAUCAGUCUGCCUGGGAUACUAUUAGUUGUGUCUUUGCAGAAGGCGGUAAUGGGGGUACAGUAAUAGUUACCACGCGAUUGGAUGAUGUCGCUUGUGGGGCAUGCCAUGAUCAUCAUGGAUACAUUUAUAGAAUGAAGCCACUUGUCAAUGAAGACUCGAAGAGGUUAUUCUUCAGUAGAGUAUUCAGGUCUGAAGAUGCUUGUCCACCUCAAUUAAAAGAAGUUUCAGCUCAGAUUUUAAAGAAGUGUGGUGGAUUGCCACUUGCAAUUAUCACUAUAGCAAGCCUAUUAGCCAGUCGCCAAGCAAGAUCAAGGAGUGACUGGGAAAGCAUAAAGGAUUCUCUGGGAACAAAUUUUGCUGCAUAUCCCACCUUGGAAGGGAUGAAAAAUAUAUUAAACCUUAGUUACCUUAAUCUUCCUCUCCGUCUCCGGGCAUGUUUUCUGUAUCUCGGUAUGUAUCCUGAGGACCGCGAGAUCAUGAGGGUUGAUCUGACUCGACAAUGGGUAGCCGAAGGCUUUGUCACUGGUCCUGAUGGGGCAGAUUUGGAGGAAGUUGCCAAAAGUUAUUUCAAUGAACUUGUCAAUAGAAGCAUGAUUCAGCCCGCUGGAGAAGAAAAGUCUGGAGAGUUGCUUUCUUGCAGAGUGCACGAUUUGAUGCUUGAUUUGAUUUUAAGCAAGUGUACCGAGAACAACUUUCUCAGUCCCGCACACAGCUAUGAAGAAAUGGAAAGAAUGCAUGGGUGCAACUACAAGGUUCGUCGAUUAUCCCUGAGCUUGAGCGAAGGUGGCGCCGCAAUACCAGGUUCGACCGUACCUGCUACUAGCCUGUCACAGGUUCGAUCAUUUGCAAGGUUUGGAGAUUGCAAGUACACACCUCCUCUUUGUCUGUUUAAGUAUCUCCGGGUGCUAGUCUUUGAGUUUCCAGAACAUUUGCGCAUGACAAUCGACCUCACUGCUAUUGGGCACUUGUUUCUGCUGAGGUAUUUGAAGGUUUCAGCGAAAUGGGCAGUUAUAGAUCUCCCUGUUGAAGUUAAAGGGCUUGUUCAUCUGGAGACUCUGCAGAUAUUCUGCCGGUCAGCACAAAGCUUUCCGUCAGAUGUAGUUUGCUUGCCCAAUUUGUUCCGUCUGAUCCUUCCGCGUGGUACUGGGUUGCCUGAAGGAACCCGGAACAUGAAAUCCAUCCGCACCUUGCAUUGUUAUAGUGUGUGGAAGAGCUCGGUGGAGGAUAUCAAGGGACUGGGCGAGCUGACCACUCUGAGGGACUUGGUGCUGGAAACGCCGUAUCGAUGUGAUUUAACGGAGGAUGGCGUUGAUGCUUUGGUCUCCUCCGUUGGAAAGCUCCGUGGCCUCAAGCGCCUCUCUCUCGAUUGCCAGCGUGCACGCUAUGACCACCGGCUGGAGUCAUUACCGGAUCAUCCUCUUCCCCGCAUCGAGGUACUGGAUCUGAUAGGCUGGCGGUUCGUAAGAGUGCCCCAAUGGAUUGGUGGUCUCCGCUGCCUCCAGGUCCUCUAUCUACGCACAGUUCGAUUCUCGUCGGAGGACGUUCGUGUUCCUGGAAUGCUGCCCUCGCUCGUCGUUGCCACCUUCCGAGUGCUGCGUAUCCCUCAAGACAAGGUGGUGGUGGGCACGGGACUAUUCCCGGCUCUGGAGCACGUGACGUUCAGCUCUGAUGAAGAUGUCACGGCAUACCUAGGCUUCGAGGCAGGAGCCAUGCCCAAGCUACGGACGCUCUGGUUCGAGGCGCAGAAAUGGGGCGGCGCGACGCCGGUCGGCAUGCACAACCUGUUAGCCCUCCAGCAGAUCAACGUUAAUCUCUGGCACACGGGCGACGUGACACGUGAGCAAGGUGAACAAGUGGGCUGGGACGUCGAGUCCGCGUUCGGCGACGUCUCACGGGCGCACCCAGCACGUCCUGCCGUUUCCGUCACAGAGUGGUAGCACGUACUACUACGGUGGUGAUUGCAACCCUGGUGAAGAGAUGUUGUUUUCUAAGUGGUGACACCGUGACAGAGAGGUGAUGGCCAUGGCAUGGAGGCCAUUGCCAUUAAAGAUCCAUCGUCCAUGCCGGAGUCGCCGACAUGUAGAAGUGUGGUGAAGAAGGCAAAGGUGUUCUGCUACAGCUGUCAAGAGCACGGGCACUUUGCCAAUGAGUGCCCCAAGCUGAAGAGGAAGGAGCUGCGGACGACGAACCAGCAGUGAAUUGAAGGUCCGAGUGGGGUACUCGAAUAACUGACAACAAGGUUAAGGGGCUACAAUACAUUAUCGGAGUUAACCUUGUUGUCGGCCGAUUAGAUAGAACUCUAUAUAUCUAUAAAAAGGUAAAUUAGUUUACAACAUUAUUUGACAUCAAGGUGCAGCUACAAAACCCUGCCCAUUUUCGUUGCACGAAUCUCUGUGACACGGGCAUGCGAGACAUAAGUUUGAUCUCUUCCUCUUCAGAAAGAAAAGAAAUAAAACACCUUUUGAUUUCUUCCUCUUCA